GGCCCGCUGCUUCCUGGGCUUCCUCCUUCUCGCUCCGCCGCCCUGCUGCCCUCCGGCCCCGCCAGCCCGCUGCGUGUGACUGCCUGGCUCCGCAGCCCGCGUCCCGGUCCUGCCUUGCUGGUUUCGUGUGUAUGCAUGUGUGCGGCCUCGGUUUGGUUGCCCUCUCUGCGCCUCAGGGUUCAUCCCUAAUAGGGUGAUGCUAAGCUACCAGGGUGAAGAUGUCAACCGGACACUUGAAGGUGGGAGGAAGCCUCUUCACUAUGCAGCAGACUGUGGGCAGCUUGAGAUACUGGAAUUUCUGCUAUUGAAAGGAGCUGAUAUUAAUGCUCCAGACAAACACAAUAUUACACCACUCCUAUCAGCAGUCUAUGAGGGCCAUGUUUCCUGUGUGAAAUUGCUUCUGUCAAAGGGUGCUGAUAAGACUGUGAAAGGACCAGAUGGACUAACUGCCUUUGAAGCCACUGACAACCAGGCAAUCAAAACUCUUCUUCAGUGACGGAUGGACUGUUAUCUUAUAUGUCUCUCCUGUGGCCUCACACUGCUGCCUGUCUGUCACUCUUUGCAUCUUCCAGCUUCUUCAGCUAAAUACUUCGGGGGGAGGGAAAUUCUUGAUGAAUCAGACUAGUUAGGGGCCUGUAUCAAAGAUGGUUGUUUUGGAGAGGGUUGAAAACUAUUAUGAACAAUGUUGCUCUAGGACUUCUUUUCAGUGCACAAUCUCUUCCCGUCUCUAGUGAAAACAGAAGGAGAAAGACCAUGAUUUCGAAUUCUUGGCUUGCAAUCUGCCUAUGUUAGUACUAAGGUUUCCAUUGAAAGAUUCCCUUAGAUGGAAGUACUGUUCUAUGUACUUGAAACUAAUUGUGAAGAGGACAAUAGUCCCAUGCUAUUAGUGUCUGCCAUAAUCUGAAGUGUAGUAAUGUAGGUGACUGGGUUGCUUUUCUCUCUUUUCUCUGUGGGUAGCUUUCUUCUUCUGACUAAAGCUUGUGUUGCAGUUUUGUGGACUUCUGAUACUAGUUAUUGGAGCAGGUCUUUUUAUUGACUAAUUGGAUGUCACACUAAUGCUUUUCUGACUCUUGAGUAAUCCAGGAAAGAUGACUUAAGGUAUGGUGUUAUUACACUCCAGAAUAUCUGCUAAUGUACUUCUGGAGGUGUGAAUUUGAGGUUUUUCUUCCCUUUGUGUAUUCUACUCCAGGGUAGAGACUUAAAAUAACUGUUGGAGAGAGUUAAAAAUAUCAUUGUGCUUACCUUUUAAAAGGACUGUAUGAUGGAAUUUCCUUACCAUGUCAGCAUAAAAUCUACAGAUGUUUAUGAAAGUAUCAAGCUUUUUGGUACACAAAGAUAAUCAAGUUGUGCGAAAUGAACAGUAAUUACUUAGACAUUCAUGUCAGGUGCAUACUGUUGCUGAACUUCUCUGGUAACCAUUUGAAUUACUUGUAAACUCUCUAAGUUGAGAUGUUAGAAAGACAAGUCAAAGACUUAACUUGCUAUUAUUACUGGAGAAGACAAAACUAUUAAUUGUGGAUACCUUUGAAUUAGUAUUUCAUAGUUUGCUGAAGAAAUGUUAAUACUCAUUAUUAAAGUAUGGGGCUUUUUCUGAAAGUUCCCACUGCAACCACACCACAUGAACUAUUGUUUUUUAGUUAUUUUACCACUAAAUAUGACAGUACUAGGACAGCUGUGAUGGAAGAUAUUUAAAAAUUGUGGUAGAGAUUCCUGUCACAUCCUACAGUCCUCAGGAAUGUCAGAUUGUGGCUUUCAUCUUGAGAAUUUUCUCUAGACUGCUGAUUCACCCAAGUCUGAAUAACAGAUUUUAUUAAUGAAAAACAUAUGCCACGAACUUAAACAUCUUCCUUUAUUUGGAAUACAGAUUUCAAACUUUCUGAUAACAUACAGAAUACAGAAGACAAUGUAUAUAAUAUCUCAUGCUGAAUUCUUAAAAGUAGCAGAUAUUACUUUGAUAUCACUGUUGAAAUUGAGAGGGUAUGUAGAAAUAGGCUGGUGACUACCACUCGUAAAUAUUUAAUGGAGACUUAGUUUUACUUGAAUCUUGUUGCAUAUUAUUAUUAUUGAAUGUCUCAGAUAUAAAAAGCCUUGCAUUUAGAUUGUAAAAUGAGAGCAGAAACUGAUUUGCAUGUACACAUCCCAUAAGAAAAGCAAUGGAGAAAACAAUCAACUCUGGCCAUAAACUGUACAGUGCAAUUACUCUUUGCUUCUUGGUUAUGGAUGACCGGAAGAGCAGAAGGACUGGAAGUCAGUGAUAAAGUAAAUUGGUGAGCUGCUGAUAAAAGAUGAAGUAUGUUUGGUGAACAGUGCUUUCAAUGACUAUUUAAAGAACUCUUUAAUCUUAUCUCUGAUCAGUGCUUAAUUGUCAUGUCAUUGUAAUAGUGUGAACACAAAAUAUAGGUUUAACUUUUUAUUCAGCUAUGAAAGUAACCACCUUUGGAUUAAAUUUGCCUCCAUGUUACGCUAUUCAAUACUUAGCUGUUGAAGUACUAGUCUAGAAAACUGCAAUCUGUUUUUACGUGGAAAACCUUGAUUAUUCAAAUUCUUUUCUGUUAAUUAGUGUCAAGUUGUCUGGUUAUAGUGUUUUUGAUAUUUUUUUUUCCCUGUAUUCUUUACUGCCCUUCCCUUCAACUCACUUAAGUGAGUAUUAUCACAAUAAAGAAACACCAUCUUUGUACUAGCUCUUGUGGUGAUUCACUGAGGUAAUUUUGCCUCUCUUUUUCUACAGCUAUGUGAACACCUUAUUUUUUCUUACUUCAUUUGAGGGGAAAAAAAUGCAAACAAACUUCAGUGAGACAAAUAUUAAUGAGGCUAUAGUAUACACCCAAGCUGCCUUUCCCGAUAGUUAAAAGAUGGCAUUUACUGUUUGACUGUAAAGAAGAAAUACUUUUCCUUUUGCAUUUCAUGAAAAGUGAUUGAUAGUUUUGCCCAGGAUGUUAAAAAAUAAAAAAUGAAAAAAAAAUUAUUUUAUAAUUCUCUAGAAGCUGAGCUUGUUCAUUCAUUCCCUUUUUGUUAGCUACAUUGUGGGGGGGAAAAAAAUGAUAGGUGGCUGCCUGUAUCUUUGAAAAGGUCCUAACUAGAUGGAAAUACCAAAUUAAAUCAUUUUCCUUUUUUUAAACAGCAUUUAAAUACAUUGUCAGACUGGAUUCACAUAUGUUUGGAAGAUCACUGUUCUUAAACCUUUUCCUUUGAAAUUUGUGCUAAGUUACAACCUAAAAUGUAUUUUGGAUUUUGUGCCCUCUGCUCCUUGUUGUUAAGGGGAGCAAAUGGGAAAAAUGAUGUGGUAGCUGAAUAAAACUUUAUCUUCAAAUAUAAUACUGAAAUAUUAGCAGAAGAGGCUGAUAAGAGUGGAGUGUCUUAGGUCAAGCAAUUGCAGUGUUGCAUGCAAAAUUUCAAGAUGAACUUGUCUUAAUUAUAUUUUGUAAAUGGAUAAACAUCUUUCUACGCAGUGAUGGAAGAAAAGUAGUGCUUCGUGCAUUUUGAUAUUUGACUUCCUCUUUUCACCAUUGUUACCUGUUUUGACACAAUUGGGCUCAUUAUCAUGGUUCAUAGACAUCAGAAUGCAAAAUGAUACUGUAUUUUUAAGUUUGUGUUGCAAGAAUGAAUGGAAUAAACUUGAAUUGUGCGA
This is a messenger RNA of Gallus gallus (chicken), 3628 nucleotides long. RefSeq names its product myotrophin (gene MTPN). The record is from RefSeq and is a predicted model, not a curated record. The coding region runs from base 197 to 496 and encodes 99 amino acids. The transcript is spliced from 4 exons. NCBI's taxonomy places the organism in Eukaryota, Metazoa, Chordata, Aves, Galliformes, Phasianidae. Gene Ontology annotation, biological process: regulation of barbed-end actin filament capping. Gene Ontology annotation, cellular component: nucleus; cytoplasm. Gene Ontology annotation, molecular function: protein binding.